Debaryomyces hansenii CBS767 is the source of this 1701-nucleotide messenger RNA. RefSeq names its product aspartyl protease (gene SAP9). Gene Ontology annotation, molecular function: aspartic-type endopeptidase activity. The transcript has a single exon. The record is from RefSeq and is a predicted model, not a curated record. The coding region runs from base 1 to 1701 and encodes 566 amino acids. Lineage: Eukaryota; Fungi; Ascomycota; Pichiomycetes; Serinales; Debaryomycetaceae. Gene Ontology annotation, biological process: proteolysis.
AUGAAGGUUUCUACUUUGCUAGGGCCCAUUGCAUUGGCUGCGUUUGCAGUUGGAGAAAAUCCAAGCAUAUUCAAAAUAGAUUUUAAUGUUUUAAGAGGAAAUAGUAAAAGAGACUUGUCUUUCGAAGGUGAAAGGCCAAAUUUUGUUAAACGAGAUGGAUCCGCAGAAAUGGAAUUACAGAAUGAAAGAACGUUUUACUUGGCUAACUUGAAAGUGGGAUCAAACAAAGAUGAAGUGGGAGUUUUGGUGGAUACGGGGUCUUCGGAUUUAUGGAUGAUGUCUCACGAUUUACUGUGUGAAGCACCUUCUGGGUCAUCAAAGAGAGAUGUGAUUGUCGAUAGCAAAUUUCCAAAGGUGAAAGCUGACGGUGGUAAAGAUAAAAUGGUGGACAAUAAAAACGAGGGGCAUGCAAAGCAUGUUUCAAAAUCAAGUGAAGACGUUGUUACCAAAUCUGCCGAUGGGAAUAAUAAGGCAUUUUGGGACUUUGGAGGUAGUGACAGUACUACCAUGGUCACUGUAAGUCCAGAAGGAACUGGAUCAGGUGGCGGAGGAAGCGGAAGCAGUAGCAAGUCAGCUGGAGGUGCAACAACUAACACUUGUACUUCAUAUGGGUCUUUUAAGACUGAGGGAUCAGAUACUUUCAACCGUAAUUCAUCAGCGGAAGCGUUUUCGAUUAGCUAUGCUGAUGGAACAGAUGCAAACGGAAUUUGGGGGACUGAUGAUGUUCGCUUCGGUGAUAUAACAGUAAAGGAUUUAUCAUUUGCCAUUGCAAAUGAAACUAGUUCUAAUGUUGGAGUUUUGGGCAUAGGGUUGUCCGGAUUGGAAACUACCUAUUCUAAUUCUUACGGAGGUAACUACCAGUACGAAAAUUUACCAUUGAAAUUAAAGAGUCAAGGUACUAUUGAAAAAGCAGCAUAUUCAGUUUAUUUGGGCGAAAAAGAUGCCAAGGCAGGUUCUAUCUUGUUUGGAGCAGUUGAUUCGGCGAAGUACACAGGUGACUUGCAAACUGUGCAAAUCGUCAAUACUAUGAAAAGUUAUGGUUAUUCCGAAGCUAUCAAAUUAGAAAUUAUUGUAAGUGGGCUUACAUUUAACGAUUCAGGCUCAGAGAUUGAUCUCACGUCCAGUGAUCACACUGCAGUAUUGGAUACCGGAUCCACUUAUUCGUACUUCCCUUCCUCUCUUUUGAAGGUGGUCGGCGAGACAUUAAAUGGUCAAUACUCGUCUUCGUUGGGUGCCUACAUUGUCGACUGUGUUGAUGACGAUUCUUAUUACUUCACCAUUGAUUUCAGCGGUGCCAAAAUCCAAGUCCCGUUAUCAAAUUUAGUUACUCAAUACAGCUCUAACAGAUGUUUUUUGAGUAUUUUACCACAAACGGGAGCAGAUUACAUUUUAUUUGGUGACAAUGUGUUAAGAAGUGCUUAUCUUGUUUACGACUUAGAGGAUUUUGAGAUUUCUUUAGCUCAAGUUAAAUACACAUCAGACGAAGAUAUUAGCACCAUCUCAUCGUCUGUCCCAAACGCUAAGAAUGCGCCUGGUUAUUCGUCUACUGCAAUAUCCACCUCAACAGAUGAAACCGGUUCUAUAACAACUUCAAACUAUGGUAGUGAUAAAAAAUCAGGUGCUUCCAUUAACAAACUAUCAAUGAUCAAAUUAUACGGGUUGAUUAUAGGCAUGGGUCUCUUAGUAGGUGUUUCUGUAUAA